CGCGAUGACCGCUCUGAGCCCGGGCGAGGCCGCCAAGGCGGGCAGUGUUCAACAGAUGCACGGAAAGACGGCUUCUUUGAAGAGCACGGAGAAACUAGGCAGGGUCCAGAGACCCGGAGGCUCCAGUCUGCACUGGCCAGAAGGCUUGAAGGGUGAAGACAUAAAGAAGUGCGGCCGAGAAGGGAUGCUACUCAGAAAAUACAACCAGCAAUAUCACAAGCUGUUUAAGGACAUCCCUUUGGAGGAGGUGGUUCUCAAAGUGUGCUCCUGCGCCCUCCAGAGGGACCUCCUUCUCCAGGGCCGGCUCUACAUCUCCCCCAACUGGCUCUGCUUCCAUGCCAGCCUCUUUGGCAAGGAUAUCAAGGUGGUCAUUCCCGUGGUGUCUGUGCAAAUGAUCAAAAAACACAAGAUGGCGCGGCUCCUUCCCAAUGGCCUGGCCAUCACCACCAACACCAGCCAGAAGUAUGUCUUUGUGUCACUGCUCUCCCGGGACAGUGUAUAUGACAUGCUGAGGAGGGUCUGCACCCACCUACAGCCUUCCAGCAAGAAGAGUCUGAGUGCAAGAGAAUUUCUAGAGGAACCUGAGUGCGAGUCUCUGGAAGUCCUCAUCCCUGAGAUGAAGUGGAGAAAAGUGUGCCCUGCCUCCAGGUCCCUGUCCCUCCCAGACAACAUCCCUUGUAUCCCUCGGGCAUCCAUGGACUCCACGGAUGACUUCUUCCCCUCCAGGAAGCCUCCGGGGUCUGGUGAGUUCAGCGGAAAGCCAAGAGCCCAAGCGGCUUCAGAGAAUACGGGUGGGGGAGUGGGCUGGGGUCCUGCCUUCUGCCCCAGGAAGAUGCCUAACGAUCCUGUUGCAGAGAAUGCAGACUGUGAGGAGGAGAAGCUGGAGGAGCAGCCCAAGAGCAACGGGGAGCUGAGGCUCUGGGAUCACGGGCUCCUGAAGGUCUUCUUCGUGCUGAUCUGCUUCUUGGUCAUGUCUUCGUCGUACCUGGCGUUCCGCAUCUCCCGGCUAGAACAGCAGUUAUGCUCCCUGAAUUGGGGUGGCUCAGUCCCUGGGCACAGGUGA
Molecule: messenger RNA, 1063 nt
Organism: Eubalaena glacialis (North Atlantic right whale)
Lineage: Eukaryota; Metazoa; Chordata; Mammalia; Artiodactyla; Balaenidae
Gene: GRAMD2A
Product: GRAM domain containing 2A
Biological process (GO): regulation of store-operated calcium entry
Cellular component (GO): endoplasmic reticulum membrane; extrinsic component of cytoplasmic side of plasma membrane; organelle membrane contact site
Molecular function (GO): phosphatidylinositol-4,5-bisphosphate binding
Source: RefSeq, a predicted model, not a curated record